AUGUCAGUGGCAGCCUCUGUGAGACACUCUACCUCCUUCUUGUCUUGUCCAGAAUACCAAGUGGUUAUGCAUGAGGCUGGCAGAGUGCUUCAGACUUGGGGUUCCCAAAUGAAGGGUUCCAGGUGGGCACUAGUGGUGCCAGGACCUCUGUGUGUCGGGUUAGGGAUCAUGCUAGCGUUGGCGCUGAUUUUCCUGCCAACCUUGUACUGUGACCUGGGAUCUGUAUAUUAUACUUCCUAUGAAAUAGUCAUCCCCAGGCAGCUGACUGUUCAGGAAAGGGACACCCCAGUGAAAGACACAUCCUAUAUGAUAUUUAUGCAGGACCAGAAAUGGGUGAUUCACCUGAAGGUGAAGAGAGACUAUUUUGUGAAGAACUUUCCAGUCUUCAGCUACCACAGUGGUGUCCUGCGGCAAGAAAUGCCUUUCAUCUCACAUGACUGUCACUAUGAGGGCUACAUAGAAGGAGUCCCAGGUUCUUUUGUUUCUCUUAACACCUGUUCAGGCCUCAGGGGCAUCCUGAUUAAGGAGGGGAAUCCCUAUGGCAUUAAGCCCAAGGACACUUCAAAACACUUUGAACAUGUGUUGUACACCAUGGCACACCAAGCUCGAGUCUCCUGUGGGGUCACCUCCAAAGGCAGCCAAGUGGUGUCUGCCAGCCGGCAACAGGCGAGCCGGAAGCCUCGCAGUCCACAGGCACUGCCCUCCUCGUGGUCACACACCAAGUACGUGGAGAUAUUUGUCGUGGUCGACAACCAGCGGUUCCAAAUGUGGGGCAGUAACGUCAGUGAGACAGUCCAGAGGGUAAUGGACAUCACCGUUCUGGCCAACAGCUUCACUAGGGGAAUAAACACAGAGGUGGUGCUGGCUGGAAUGGAGAUCUGGACCGAGGAGGACCUCAUAGAAGUCCCAGCGGACUUGCAAGUUACACUCAGGAAUUUCAACAGCUGGAGACAGGAGAAGCUCUCCCAUCGUGUGAAGUACGAUGUUGCCCACAUGAUCGUUGGACAUCAUCCUGAAGGAGAUGUGGGACAGGCAUUUCUCAAUGGCGCCUGUUCAAGUGGCCUUGCAGCAGCUGUUGAAGCCUUCCAUCAUGAAGAUGUCCUCCUGUCUGCAGCGCUCAUGGCCCACGAGCUUGGGCACAACUUGGGUAUUCGGCACGACCACUCAGCCUGCGUUUGUGAGGAUAAACACUUGUGCCUCAUGCACAAAAAUAUCACCAAAGAAGGUGGCUUCAGCAACUGCAGCUCUGACUACUUCUACCAGUUCCUCCGGGAACACAAAGGGACCUGCCUAUUUAACAAGCCUCGGCCCCAAGGUCGCCUGCGUAGGAAUACAGAGUGUGGAAAUGGUGUCUUGGAGGACAAUGAGGAGUGUGACUGUGGACCCGACUGUGGUAAUAACCAGUGCUGUGACCAAAUGUGUAGGCUGAAAGAAAAUGCAAAGUGUAAUCCUGGACCCUGCUGUAAUGAAACAUGUGGAUUUGCACAAAAGGGAUUCAUGUGUCGUCCUGCUUUUGGAGAGUGUGACCUCCCUGAAUAUUGCGACGGUACCACUGACAUAUGCCCCUAUGACACAUACAAGCAAGAUGGUACACCUUGUGAAAGAGUUCACUAUUCUGUUGCAGGUGUUUGUAGGACCCCUGAUACUCAUUGUCUACAUGUUUUUGGGUACCCUGCAAGAUCUGCCCCAGAAGACUGUUACAUUUCCAUUAAUACGAAAGAGGACCGAUUUGGAAACUGUGGCCUUCCCACAUCACCUCACUCAGAAUAUGUUAAAUGUGAAGAUGAAAACAUAUAUUGUGGGAAAAUUAUAUGUACAAAUAUUAGACACUUACCAGAAAUUAAACCUAAUCAAACAAUGAUUCAGGUUCCUCAUAAAGAUGAUUUCUGCUGGAGCAUGGAUGCCUAUUAUGUUACUGAUAUCCCUGAUGAUGGACAUGUGCACAAUGGCACUCUUUGUGCCCCAGACAAAAUCUGUAUGCAUCACUCCUGCAUUGGUCAUGCUGUGCUCAGCUACAACUGUGAACCAAAAGAAAUGUGUAAUGGGAAAGGAGUUUGCAACAAUUUAAAGCACUGCCAUUGUGAGGCUGGCUAUGACCCGCCCAACUUCAAAGCUGCAGGAAAUGGGGGUAGCGUGGACUCCUAG
Hyaena hyaena (striped hyena) is the source of this 2145-nucleotide messenger RNA. RefSeq names its product disintegrin and metalloproteinase domain-containing protein 1a-like. NCBI's taxonomy places the organism in Eukaryota, Metazoa, Chordata, Mammalia, Carnivora, Hyaenidae. Gene Ontology annotation, biological process: proteolysis; binding of sperm to zona pellucida; male gonad development. The record is from RefSeq and is a predicted model, not a curated record. Gene Ontology annotation, cellular component: plasma membrane; sperm head plasma membrane; external side of plasma membrane. Gene Ontology annotation, molecular function: metalloendopeptidase activity.